Molecule: messenger RNA, 685 nt
Organism: Gracilinanus agilis (Agile Gracile Mouse Opossum)
Lineage: Eukaryota; Metazoa; Chordata; Mammalia; Didelphimorphia; Didelphidae
Product: non-histone chromosomal protein HMG-14-like
Exons: 1
Coding region: 244-552 (102 amino acids)
Biological process (GO): chromatin organization
Cellular component (GO): chromatin; nucleus
Molecular function (GO): nucleosomal DNA binding
Source: RefSeq, a predicted model, not a curated record
AGCACAGCUACAGCCUUAUCAACAAAUAUAAGACUUUAAAGAAAAUUAUUCUGAGACUGUUCCUGCUAUGGGUCUUUGCAGCCCAGUGGCAGGAGGAGGAGCAUCGAGGCCCAGAAGCCCUGCUUGAGACGAAGGGUUCCCAGCCACGGCCCUUUUCCCUCGGACCCUAGAUCCAAGUCGCUCGCACUGGUGCUCUCCCGUGUCUGAGGAAAGGGAUCUAGCUGAUCCCCACUUGCAGCCAAGAUGCCCAAGAGGAGGAAGGUCAACUCUGCAGAAGGGAAAGUAAGGGAGAAGCCUAAGAAGUCAGCAAGAUUGUCAGCUAAACCAGUCCUUGCAAAGGUAGAACCUAAGCCCAAAAAGACAACAGGAAAGGAUAAAUCUGAGAACAAAAAAGUUCACACAAAAGGAAAAAAAGGAGCAAAAGGAAAACAAGCAAAAGUGACUAACCAAGAAGAGAAUAAAGAUGACUUACUUGCAGAAAAUGGAGAAACUAAAAAUGAAGAGGUCCCAGUCUCUGAUUCAUCAGGAGAGAAAGAAACCAAAUCUGAAUAACAUCUUAUACCAAGUCUUUUGACAGUUGUCCCUGUUACCUCCCUUCUUGUACAAUUCAGAGGAAUAUUUUUAUCAACUAUUUUGUAAAUGCCAGUUUUUUAGUAGCUCUAGAAACACAUUUUUAAGGAGACAA